GCGUUGUUAACAUAGAAAAGGGUUUCGUUUAAAGCAAACGUCAUUUUCUAAAACAUCGCAUCAUUUGUCAGUCAAAGUGUCGAUCGAUUGUCCGACUGAUGGCCGACUCUUCUGACCACUCGUCCGACUCUUCGUCCGAAAGGCGCGGUUUGGGUGCAGUUGUGUUGCAUGUGAUGCGCAAUCGGAUGGAAGCGGCGUUGUUUGUGACUCGUGGCGUGACUUUAGUCUUGACUUUUGUCUAUUUAUUAGGCAUUUGGUCGCCCGCUUCGGCCUAUCAGAAAGCACUGGUCGCGGCCGCCGCAACUUCGGCUCUACGUCUUCAUCAGCGUUUACCACCUUUUCGUUUGUCACGUGAAUUCUUGGCUUUAGUCGUGACGGAAGACUCGGCGCACUAUUUAUUGUACGCCUUAUUGUUUGCCUCGAACGCCCCUCUGGCCCUCGCCCUCCUUCCGGUCGCUCUUUUUGCUGGUUUACACUUUGCGUCGUUUGGCAUCACUUUAGCCGAUAAGUUGGGAUCUGGCGAAUUGUUUUCUUCAUUCGCGAACGCUAUUCAACGUCAUCAGCGGUCAGUCCUUCAAACCGUCGCAUUGACUGAAAUCGCGUUAAUGCCGGCCGUCGUUUUGGCUCUUUUGUCGGGUUCGGCCUCUCUGUUGGCACCGUUCCUCUUCUACCGUUUUCUGGCCCUCCGAUACGCCUCCCGCCGAAACCCUUAUACGCGGCAAAUGUUCUAUGAAUUGCGUGUUUCGGCUGAGAGAAUGUCGACCGCCGGCGCGUGUCCGGCAUUAUUGGGUCGCGCGAUCCGCAAUGUAAUUGAAUUAAUGGGACGAUUGGCGCCGCCUAUCGUUCAAUAAAUUUAUUACUAUUUAUCAAAUACUGAAUGUCUCGCUCUCAACAAAAACUCUGUAAAAGCAUUGACCGCACA
This is a messenger RNA of Oppia nitens, 922 nucleotides long. It is a transcript of the gene Kr-h2, whose product is annotated as transmembrane protein 33-like. Bases 99 to 851 code for a protein of 250 amino acids. The transcript has 2 exons. Gene Ontology annotation, cellular component: membrane; endoplasmic reticulum. The record is from RefSeq and is a predicted model, not a curated record. Gene Ontology annotation, biological process: endoplasmic reticulum tubular network organization; membrane organization. Lineage: Eukaryota; Metazoa; Arthropoda; Arachnida; Sarcoptiformes; Oppiidae.